AUGACUAAAAGCAAUUUGCAGUCCCAUCUCAAAUGGCUGUUGGAUCAAGCCCCAUCGCUAUACCCAGCUCUGACGCCGCUCGCGUGGGAGUCCAAUGUCAAGCCAAACAACUCCCAUAGCAAUCCCGCCCCAAAGUUGAAUUUGAUUGCUAGCCAGACCGAAGACCUUAGUAUUAAGGAUUCGCAACCGGCUUUUGAAGCGCCCGCCGACCAGGUGGAUGAUGGAUUCGAGGCAGAUUCGGACACAGAUAUGGCACGUCUGAUGCUAGCCCCUUCGUCGGCGAGCAAGCCUCGAAUGCUCAGCUGCACCCAAGAGUCCCCUGGCUCUGUUCAGAAGACCUCAAGGAUUGAAACAUUGCCACAGUCGCCUCCGAAACGGGAAGCAACUCAAACGCCCCGCAGCAAAAAAGUGAAAGAAUCCCAUAGCGUACUUUCCUCCUUUCGAGAUCCGAAGGAACGAAUAACGACCCCUCUCCGGCCGAAGCGGAAACCGGAUAUACCAUCUUCAAUAACAGACAUCGAUACAAUUGAUUUGACGGAUGAUUUUGACCGCAUCAAGCCAUCGUCUGAGACUUGGGAAGCAUUUGAUGAGCCACGCCGGCUGUGGACUGAAGAUGCUGCGUCUAGAAGGGAGCCUACAGACAAACGAGGGAAGAAAAGAAAAAGUGAUGAGUACACGUCUGAUCUGCUCUCCCCUGGAGACCAUGGCCCCAGAGCGCGUUCGCCAUUUAUUCCCGAUAGGUCCUUACAAUCUGACCAAAAUAUCUCGGCACGUACUCCCCGACGCGCAUCGAAAGAUGAACUUCCGCCGUCCAGAAAGAAGAAACAGACGCACUCAUCCACUAAACGUGCUGCGAAAGCUAUAGCUAUCCCCGAUUCCGAUGACGAAAGUGUUGACGGUUUGUUUGAAGGCCUGAUCGAGACCAAGCACUCUUCUCCACGAAUCAGCCACAGAUCACUGUACCCCAUUUUGCCUGUGGAAAAGCACUCGAACACCCCUUUAUUGAGCCCUGCAUUGAAGCAAGGAGAGCCCAUCUCCCCUGAUUCAAUGGACAUGCCGAAGACCACUGGUCCCACAUCCAUAAGCGAGAGCAAUACGACGCCUAAUAGCUCUCGACACCUUCCACCGCCAUCGUCUAGUGCUUCAAAGCCAAGCACCCAGCCAAUGAAUAAGGAGGUUGAAAGGUUUUUGCAGAUUCACUCAGACUCCCUCAGUCGCCUGACUGCACACAUGCGAAAUAUCAUCCAAAAGAACUCCGCUAUUGUUUAUGACAAAUCAAUGAACGGUGAAUACGCUCCUGAACUAGUCUCAGAGAAUGGGAAUAUUCAAACUCAAAUUCGCGCGAUCGAGACCUUGAAUAUGCAAAAAUCUAUCUACCUGUCGCGUGAAGCAGAAUCAAGGUCUCUGAAAGGUGCCAUCAUGCAAGCUAUAGGUCAAGGAACUGAUCCAGCCACGCUGCCGGAGUUUGAGGAACAGAUAAAAAUCACCUCGCAGAUGAAAGAGAUUCAAAGCGAUUUGUGCCGUUUGCUUCAAGAGGCUAAUUUAUUCGCGAGUCUCGACAAAUAUUCACUGGAAACACCAGCAUCUGAUCUGGAGGAACUGGAAGAUUUGCCUUGCACAACGUCGGUUCCCAGUAUUCGUGAUUACGGCGACAGACACUUCACCAAAAGCCCCGUGGCAAGUUCUCUUGCACCGUCAGCUUGCGACGCGAAGGGCUCACACUUGACAGCAUCGAAGCUUGGAACAAAUUCGGUUAGCACCAGUUUCAAAAACGCCCCGAGGUCUACACAAUUUGAGUACGACGAGCCAAUGGUGAGUGGCGAUGAAACGACUUUUACCAGAACCAUGGGCUCUCCGCUGCCACCACCCAUCAAUGAUAUGGACGAAUUCGAUAUGGAUGUUUUUGAUGAGGAUAUAUUGGAGGCGGCGGACUAUCUCCAGGAUGGCCGACCUUCAUCAACAAAGCGACUUGAAUCCCAAAACCGUCCUGUUUUUGCUGAAACAUCAGGAAAUGCUACCAAAUCCCCAGCUACGCAGAAAUCGCAGACGCAUGGCACUAUAUGGGGCCAGCACCCGUGGACAAAAGAUGUGAAGAAUGCCUUGAAGGAAAGAUUUCAUCUUCGAGGUUUCCGGCUCAAUCAGCUUGAAGCAAUUGACUCAACAUUGAGUGGGAAAGACACUUUUGUGCUGAUGCCAACAGGAGGAGGGAAAUCUCUAUGCUAUCAACUUCCGUCUGUUGUUUCGACUGGCUCAACGAAAGGAGUCACCAUUGUGGUUUCACCGCUCCUCAGCUUGAUGCAAGAUCAAGUCUCUCAUCUUCGCCGAAAUAAAAUCAAAGCGUACCUGGUCAAUGGUGAAACUCCAAGAGAGGAACGUCAGUGGAUAAUGGACACUCUAUCCAGCUCAGCUCCUGAAAAACAAAUCGAGCUCCUCUAUAUCACCCCAGAAAUGGUCAGCAAAAGCCAUGCUAUUAUGGACCGCCUCGAAGAUCUCAAUCGGAAGCAGAGACUGGCACGCAUUGUUAUUGAUGAAGCCCACUGUGUGAGUCAAUGGGGCCAUGAUUUUCGUCCUGACUACAAAGAACUGGGUAGAUUUCGAGCUCGGAUACCUGGAGUGCCGAUGAUGGCGUUGACUGCCACUGCAACCGAAAAUGUCAAAGUUGAUGUAAUCCACAAUUUGAAAAUGGAUGGUUGCGAUGUCUUCACCCAGAGUUUCAACAGGCCGAACCUCACAUAUGAGGUGCGUCGCAAAGGUACAAACGCGGAUCUUCUCCAAAGCAUAGCGCAAACCAUCACCGGUCCAUAUCGUAAUAAAUCUGGUAUUGUUUAUUGCCUUGCACGGAAUACCUGUGAAAAAGUCGCGGAAAAUCUUCGAAGUAAAUAUGGCAUCAAAGCCGCGCAUUACCAUGCGGGUUUAGACGCAGAAGAACGUGUACAGGCUCAACAAAAGUGGCAGGCCGGAGAGAUACACGUUAUAGUCGCAACUAUUGCGUUUGGAAUGGGGAUUGAUAAACCAGACGUUCGGUUUGUUAUACACCACAGCAUUCCCAAAAGCUUGGAAGGCUAUUACCAGGAAACUGGACGCGCUGGACGUGACGGCAGGCGAUCUGGCUGUUACCUCUAUUUCGCCUACCAGGACAUGAAAUCCGUGGAGAGAAUGAUCAAUAGCAACAAAGACGCUGGUCCUGUACAGAAAACUCGUCAACGCAAGAUGUUGCGCAAUGUUGUGCAAUAUUGCGAAAACCAAAGCGAUUGUAGACGAGUUCAGAUUCUUGCAUAUUUCAGCGAGUCCUUCCAGCGGCAAGACUGCAACGCUUCCUGUGACAACUGCAAGUCAGGCGGUACCUUCGAGGUACGCGACUUUUCCGAGCAUGCGGCAGCCGCGAUCAGAAUUGUUCGGUAUUUCCAAGAGAGGGAUGAAAGAGUUACACUAUCGUAUUGUGUGAACAUUCUUCGCGGAACCACGAAGUCAUUCAGAUCUCCCGAGCAUAGACACGCACCCUGCCUUGGUGAUGGUGCGGACAUCGUACUUGGGGACGCAGAGCGGCUCUUUCGCAAACUACUUGGGGAAAAGGCAUUGGCAGAGGAGAACAUCAUGAACCAGAGAAAUUUCCCAAUCCAGUAUAUUAAGUUGGGAUUUCGUGCAGCCGAUUUCGAGAGCGGCAGGCGGCGUCUGAGACUUGACGUCCGGAUCUCUCCUGAUGGAAAUCCACGCCAGCGUGGCACCGCAGGUAGGGAUGCUCUACCACAAUCCACCAAUGUUUCGUCCCCAGUUCAGUCAGCAAAUCGGCGCCGGUUGGCUCGAUAUCGACAUACAAACACCGUGGAAGACGAAUGUGAUAGUGAUGGGGAUAGCGACGGAUUUGAGAGGAUCCGCGUCGCUGGGAAAAAUGAGCGGAAGGGCAAAAACGUCCCGGGGCCGCCAAUUACUCAGGACCACCGAUAUGACCAACUCGAUCCUCUUCACAAAACUGUCGCCGAAGAUUUCAUGGUUUAUGCCAAGAACUACUGCCAGGACGUGGUUAUGCAAAAAGGGCUUAGAAAUCAGCCAUUUACAGAUACCAUUCUUCGUGAAAUGGUCAUGAUCUUCCCUCAAGACAAAUCGGCAAUGCUUCAAAUCCCUGACAUUGACCCCGACAAGGUUCAUCGAUACGGCGACAAGAUACUUAAGUUGAUACGGGACACUCAGCGCCGUUACACCGAACUUAAGAAAGAACGUGAUGAUAUUGAUGGCGUAAUCCCUGACCCCAACCAUCACAACGUCGUCAAUAUCAGCAGCGACGACGACUUUAGUGAUUUCGAUGACGAUUUUAUGGAUCAAGCGAGUACGUUGCAAGCGGAUAACUCUGUCGUUACCAGCCAAUAUUUCCCGAGGUCGCAGCAACCUUUCGAGGAUGACUUGGGUGAUGACUAUCGUCCCUCACCGAAAGCUGGCAGCUCUAAACCUCAGAAGCGGAAAAGUGCCAAACGAACGCGACGAAAGAGUACCGAUCCGAAGCCAAGGACCAAAGGUUCGCGCAAUCCGAAAACACAAAACCGCUCACAAGGUCGCUCGUUUGCGCGAAAAGAAUCGAAGGCCAAACCAAAACAACCUACAAGCCAAAUAGCUAUGAUGCCCAUUUGA
This is a messenger RNA of Aspergillus puulaauensis, 4623 nucleotides long. It is a transcript of the gene SGS1, whose product is annotated as RecQ family helicase MusN. Gene Ontology annotation, biological process: DNA replication; double-strand break repair via homologous recombination. The transcript is spliced from 4 exons. Lineage: Eukaryota; Fungi; Ascomycota; Eurotiomycetes; Eurotiales; Aspergillaceae. Bases 1 to 4623 code for a protein of 1540 amino acids. The record is from RefSeq and is a predicted model, not a curated record. Gene Ontology annotation, molecular function: ATP binding; nucleic acid binding; 3'-5' DNA helicase activity. Gene Ontology annotation, cellular component: chromosome; nucleus; cytoplasm.